This is a messenger RNA of Pocillopora meandrina, 654 nucleotides long. Lineage: Eukaryota; Metazoa; Cnidaria; Anthozoa; Scleractinia; Pocilloporidae. The record is from the annotation of a GenBank genome assembly.
AUGAGUGCAAUUUCCCUCGAAACUCUCGCCGUUACUGCUGUAAACAGGUAUUUUCGAGUUGUGCAUUCUCGUGCGCUCUAUCAAAAAAUUUUCAACGCAAAGAAAAUCAGAGCAACAAUUGCGAUUCUGUGGAUCAUCGCUUUCCUCGCACCCCUUCCUUACGUCGUUGCCGGACACGAAUUUUCUUUCCAUCCUGCAAAGGCUAUGUGCGCACACAACUCAGAAAGCCUGCUUAAAGGCUACGGAGCCUUCUUGGUCCUCGUGUACGUAGCCGUUCCAUUAAUUUUAAUCAUAGCGUGCUAUACCAGGGUGUUCAUGAAGGUGCGGAAACACAAUUUGAAUUUCAUCUUUCGGCUUCGAAGUAGUUGCAGAUCUGAGCCAUCGACAAACCGGUGCCUAUCAGUGGACGAAGUUAACGUGACUUACACUCUUCUAGUCGUCGUGACAGGUUUUCUAGUUUGCUGGACGCCUGUUGUAGUAAUCGACUUGAUCGACUUUCUUAAUUCAGAUUGGAAACUUAAACGACAAGUGUACGUGAGUUACACUUGUUUCGCCUUCACGAGCGCCUCUCUCAACCCAAUCAUUUAUGGCGUCAUGAAUCGUUCCUUUCGAGUAGAGUACUUGCGCAUCUUGGCGGCCUUCAAGUUCUGGUCU